This is a messenger RNA of Cynara cardunculus var. scolymus (artichoke), 830 nucleotides long. RefSeq lists its product as uncharacterized. Lineage: Eukaryota; Viridiplantae; Streptophyta; Magnoliopsida; Asterales; Asteraceae. The record is from RefSeq and is a predicted model, not a curated record. The transcript is spliced from 2 exons. The coding region runs from base 15 to 674 and encodes 219 amino acids.
UUUCCCAGCAGUAUAUGCAGUCAGCCAACAGAACCCCUUAUCCUCAAGCCCUAACCACACCACGACGUCGUUCACUGGUCCGUCUUCCUUCUUUCGUCAUCGUUAUCUGUAAACCUCCAUUGAAGACAAUCGUUUUUUUGAUACUUCUUGGGGGGAAAAUGGGCAUUUUAAAGGUUCCCUCGAUCUCUUCUUGUUGUUCUACAAGAUUCAACACAAGAAAUUUCUAUCCAACUUCUUUAUUUUCUGCAAGUUCUAUCAAUUCAUGCUCCCGAAUUUCGUAUCCUUGUUCAAAAUUCUCAACACCCAGAGGAACAAGAAGAAACAGAAGAACCCUAAUUUUGUCAAAAUCGGCGUCUGAAGAAACAGAGGUCUCCACCGAUGAAGACGAGUGGCUCAAGAAUUUGCCCGACAAGAAGAAGCCAUUAUACUCACACAGCUUGCCUUGUGUCGAGGCAUGGUUGAAGCAAUUAGGGUUUUUCCAGAGCAAUGAUGAUAGAGCUGUUUGGUUUAUCGAGAAACCCGAUUGGCAUGCAAAGCUCUCUCUUGAUGUCACAGAUCUUUAUAUCAGGUAUGUAAAGAGCGGUCCGGGAAAUCUGGAUAAAGAUGUCGAGAGGAGAUUCAGCUAUGCAUUAAGCCGAGAAGAUAUCGAGAAUGCUAUACUUGGAGGGCCUUGAACCCGAACCCGAACCUUACAAGUUGAAGAUUGGUUGCGGAUUUUGUGACUUUUUUUAUGUCGUUAAUCGAAUGAGAAUGACUACUUAUUUGUUAGCAUAUCUUUGUUGUAAUUUAUGGUUAAAAUAAUGAAAAUCUUUUAAUAGAAUUGAUAUUUU